Mytilus trossulus (common blue mussel) is the source of this 1323-nucleotide messenger RNA. Its product is annotated as dehydrogenase/reductase SDR family member 1-like. Lineage: Eukaryota; Metazoa; Mollusca; Bivalvia; Mytilida; Mytilidae. Bases 152 to 1141 code for a protein of 329 amino acids. The record is from RefSeq and is a predicted model, not a curated record. The transcript has 10 exons.
CGUCACCUGGAUGUGUUUGUUUUUGAUAAUAGUUCGAAAGAUUAUAGGAUACAGUAACUAGUAAGGGUUGACUAUGUGAACAAUUAAAUUCAGUAAAUAAACACAUGAUUACCGAACUUGAUUGCUAAUAGACGUUGAAAAGAAUAAGAAAAUGGAUAAGCCUAUGUCUGGAAAAGUGUGUAUUGUGACAGGAGCAACACGGGGAAUCGGUAAAGGUAUAGCGUUACAGCUUGGCCAAGCGGGAGCUACAGUAUAUAUAACUGGUAGAACACUUACUUCACCAAAGGAUGAUCCUGUUGGAGGCUCAUUAACAGAAACAGCAGAGGAGAUUGAAAAGCGAGAAGGAAAAUGUAUUCCAGUGCAGUGUGAUCACACUAAAGACGGUGAUAUUGAAGAAUUGUUUAAUCGGGUAUCAAAGGAACAAGAUGGCUGCUUAGAUCUUCUCGUCAACAAUGCAUACGCUGCCGUCAAGGCUAUAGCGGACAAUAUAGGAGUACCAUUCUGGGAACAACCUAUCUCAAUGUGGGAUACUGUCAAUAAUGUUGGUCUCAGGAAUAACUACUUAUGUUCGGUUCAUGCAGCAAAAUUGAUGACAGUAAGAAAAUCUGGUCUAAUUGUUAAUAUAUCAUCAAUAGGAGGACUUCGGUAUUUGUUUAAUGUACCAUAUGGUGUUGGGAAAGAGGCUAUGGAUAGAAUGGCUGCUGAUUGUGCUGUUGAACUGAAGAAAAUGAAUGUAUCGUUUGUCAGUUUAUGGCCUGGUCUUGUCAAGACAGAGCAUAUGGAACACAUGAUUGAGACUGACGUCAUAAAAAAAUUUGAUAAAGCAGUGCCCGAAGAUAUGCCAAAAGUUGAUACAGGCGCGAUGAUCGAAAAUGCAGAGACCACUGAAUUUGCAGGCAAAGCGAUCGUAGCCUUAUCAACAGAUCCAAAUAUAAUUAAAAAAUCUGGAAGAAUUUUAACAACUGCAGACCUUGGAAAAGAAUAUGGAUUUAAAGACAUUGACGGAAAAGAUCCUCAGAACAUCAGACAGGUGAAGUCCAUUUUAAAACUGAGUCCAAGUACAAGACGUCUUGCCAGUGUUGUUCCUGGUUUCAUUUACAUCCCAAAAUGGAUGUUGGCUGCAGCAGGAAACAAGUUUUAAGUUAAAUCAUUGUUUAUGAAUCAUUUAUUGUAAUAUUACAGCAGUAAACUGUAAAUAACUGUCUUUGACAUAUACAAAUUAUUCAUCAUUCCAAAACUGUAUCCAAAUAGAUAUUACAGCUUAGUAUACAUUUUUGCAUCAUUUAUAAUUACAAUGUAAAUAUUAACAUAAGUUGAAGUAUU